Molecule: messenger RNA, 531 nt
Organism: Medioppia subpectinata
Lineage: Eukaryota; Metazoa; Arthropoda; Arachnida; Sarcoptiformes; Oppiidae
Source: the annotation of a GenBank genome assembly
AUAUUGCAGAAAAUUCUGUUUUCAAUUGACAGUCAAUACAAAAGUUGUGUUCAAUUAAUACAGUUAUCAACGAAACAAUUCUUCCGAUUCUAUUGUCACCAUUGGAUCCAAUACUUGAACACUUUGUCAAACGAUUGAACACUUGUUUGCGGACACAAAAUGGCCGCACAAUUGAAGAAAGACAUCGAAGAGAUUGACCACAAUUUGUCUGAAUUGUUGUCAUUGGAACUGUUGGCCAAACGACAACACGUGAAGACAUUGCUGUCAAAAGAGAGCAAACGAUUGACACAAGAAAAGAGCGAACUAUUGGCCAAACGUAAAGAAUUGGUGGCUUCGGAGUCGUUGGCCAUCGCUUCUAACGAUAGUUCGUCUCCUUCUGUGGCCACUAAUGAGUCUUCGGCCAGAAGUGAGUCAGCAUUGGGUUCAGUGGUAGUGACUAACUAUAUGUGGGACCAAACCGACGAUUUCGUCAAAAUCUAUAUCGAAAUCGACAAAAACUAUUCGUUAGAUUCGACACAAAUUGUGAUGAAU